Messenger RNA from Seriola dumerili (greater amberjack), 3230 nucleotides. It is a transcript of the gene pfkpa, whose product is annotated as ATP-dependent 6-phosphofructokinase, platelet type-like. Gene Ontology annotation, cellular component: 6-phosphofructokinase complex; membrane; cytoplasm. Gene Ontology annotation, biological process: fructose 6-phosphate metabolic process; canonical glycolysis; fructose 1,6-bisphosphate metabolic process. Bases 140 to 2512 code for a protein of 790 amino acids. The transcript is spliced from 23 exons. NCBI's taxonomy places the organism in Eukaryota, Metazoa, Chordata, Actinopteri, Carangiformes, Carangidae. The record is from RefSeq and is a predicted model, not a curated record. Gene Ontology annotation, molecular function: AMP binding; ATP binding; 6-phosphofructokinase activity.
GAGAACAUAGCGGGCAUACAUAGAUAGAGGGGGCGGACGACCGGUGCCCUUCAUCAUUGUAGCACAAUUUUAUACUGUCGGUGGUCUGUUGUAAUAUUUCAACGAACGGGACUGGGAUAGAUACUGAACCGCUGUGAAAAUGGCGCAGCCAGACAGCAAGAAGAUCUUCUUUGAGAACCUGUCGGGAGCGGGGAAAGCCAUAGCAGUGCUGACGAGCGGAGGGGAUGCUCAAGGGAUGAAUGCUGCUGUACGUGCUGUGGUUCGAAUGGGGUUAUAUGUGGGUGCAAAAGUUUAUUUCAUUCAUGAGGGAUAUCAGGGUAUGGUGGACGGUGGAGAGAACAUAAGGGAAGCCACAUGGGAAAGUGUCUCCAGCAUGCUACAAGUGGGUGGGACUGUUAUUGGCAGUGCGCGCUGCAAAGAGUUUCGCACUCACGAGGGACGUCUGAAGGCUGCUCACAACCUGGUGAAGCGCGGCAUCACCAACCUGUGUGUGAUCGGUGGAGAUGGGAGCCUGACGGGAGCCAACCUCUUCAGGGAGGAGUGGAGCGGACUGCUGGGAGAGCUGGUGGAGCAAGGUCUGAUCGAAGCUGAUGCUGUUCAGAAGUACUCGGCUCUGCACAUCGUGGGGAUGGUUGGCUCCAUCGAUAACGACUUCUGUGGAACGGACAUGACAAUCGGCACAGACUCUGCUUUACACAGAAUCAUCGAGGUGGUGGACGCAAUUAUGACAACUGCACAGAGUCACCAGAGGACAUUCGUGUUGGAGGUCAUGGGCAGACACUGUGGCUACCUGGCCUUGGUGAGCGCCCUGGCUUGCGGGGCAGAUUGGGUGUUGAUCCCUGAGAUGCCCCCAGAGGACGGCUGGGAGGAGAAGAUGUGUCAGAAACUGUCUGCGAACCGAGCAGGGAUGAAAAGGCUGAAUAUCAUAAUUGUAGCCGAAGGGGCGAUUGAUCAUAACAACAAGCCCAUUACCACUGACUAUAUUAAGAAUCUUGUUGUCAAGUGCUUGGGUUUCGACACACGAGUGACAAUCCUGGGGCACGUGCAGAGGGGAGGGACCCCAUCUGCUUUUGACCGCAUCCUGGCUAGUCGUAUGGGUGUGGAGGCAGUUCUUGCUCUUCUAGAGACCACAGCCAACACGCCAGCCUGUGUUGUCUCUCUGUGCGGGAACCAAUCGGUGCGCCUGCCUCUGAUGGAGUGUGUACAGAUGACCCAGGAGGUCCAGAAGGCCAUGGACGAGAAACGGUUUGAGGAGGCUGUGAAGCUUCGGGGCAGAAGUUUUGAAAACAACCUGAAGACAUACAAACUGCUGGCUCAUCGUAAACCAGAAUCUGAACUUCCAACUAGCAACUUCAACGUGGCGGUGCUGAAUGUCGGUGCUCCUGCAGCAGGUAUGAAUGCUGCCGUACGUUCAGCUGUCAGGGUGGGCAUCUCUGAGGGACACAAGAUGUUUGCUGUCAGUGAUGGGUUUGAGGGAUUCUACAAAGGACAGAUUAAGGAGAUUAAAUGGGCUGAUGUCGGAGGAUGGACGGGACAGGGUGGAUCUCUACUGGGAACCAAAAGAACUCUUCCUGCAAAGCAUGUUGACAAAAUUGCUGACCAGAUGCGAAAGCACAACAUAAAUGCUCUGCUAGUUAUUGGUGGAUUUGAGGCGUUUGAGAGUCUGCUGCAGCUGUAUGAGGCUCGCGCUACCUAUGAGGAGUUUUGCAUCCCGAUGUGUAUGCUGCCUGGAACCAUAAGUAACAAUGUACCGGGCACAGAUCUAAGUAUCGGGGCAGACACAGCCCUCAAUGCCAUCGUGGAGACUUGUGACCGCAUCAAGCAGUCAGCCAGUGGGACCAAGAGACGCGUGUUCAUCAUUGAGACCAUGGGAGGAUACUGCGGCUACCUGGCCAGUGUAGGAGGCCUGGCUGCUGGAGCGGAUGCUGCUUACAUCUAUGAGGAGCCAUUUGACAUCAGAGAUCUGCAGGCCAAUGUUGAACAUCUGACAGAGAAAAUGAAGACGAGCAUUCAAAGAGGACUGGUCCUCAGGAAUGAGAACUGUAAUGACAACUACACCACAGACUUCAUCUACCAGCUGUACUCUGAAGAAGGGAGGGGAGUGUUUGACUGCAGGAAGAAUGUGCUGGGACACAUGCAGCAGGGAGGAGCGCCGUCUCCGUUCGACCGUAACUUUGGGACUAAGAUCUCUGCCAAGGCGAUGCAGUGGAUUUCCAAAAAGCUGGUGGAGACGUUCAGACAAGAUGAAGGCCGAGUGUUUGCCAACACCGAGGACACCUGCUGUCUGCUGGGGAUGCGUCGCCGGGCUCUGGUCUUCCAGCCCGUUGUACAACUCAAGGAGGAUACUGACUUUGUUCACAGGAUCCCCAAGGAGCAGUGGUGGCUGAAGCUGCGUCCCCUCAUGAAGAUCCUGGCUAAGUACAAGACGAGCUAUGACGUCUCAGACUCCGGACAGCUGGAGCACGUUGUACGCAACCGGCCUAGAGAGUCAGACGCUUCAGUAGCCAUGUGAAGGCCCGCACUGUACGGUGGCCUGCAAAGUCCAGUCUGUGUGUAAGACUGAAGGUCUGUGAGGCGUCAGUUUGUGUGUUGUAAAAGAGCUCCAACGUCAACAGCCGUCUCUGUUUGGCCACAAACAGUGUUCAUUUCCUGUCUGUGUCAUCUCCCCCAUUGUCACUCCUCUCUGUUUUGUCUUGACAAACUCAUGAACUGUAACCUAGCCUCCGCAGCGCUCUUAAUACCAGACACACACAUAGUCCUGCGCAUACACAAACACACACACAUACACGUGUCCUGCCAUGCAUCUGUGUGUCCUUGUUGCCCUGGAUGUUUGGUGUCACCGUCGAUUUUAAAUUGCACUUUCUCUGUCUCCAGUUGCUUAGGCCGGCUCUGAGCCCAGAGCUGUACGAGGACAGAAUAGACACUGUAUCCGCUGUAAAAACCAGUGUGUGUAUCUGCCUAGAACCAGUGUGAGGUUCAGCAUAUUUAUGUAAGACUGAUGCAAUACAGUUCUACUGCUACAAGUCGAGAACUGCGUGCUGUGCUUUACACUGAAACUAAUAUUUAUCUUUUUAACAUUGUUUAUUAUUUUGCUUGUAAACAUGGUUAUAUUAACUGUAGGCACUGCUGCACUGAGUAGCUGUCUGUCAUAUUGCACCACCAAGUUAGAUGUGUAAGAGACUAAUGUUUCCCACAGAAUAAAAUCAGACUUGAGAAGUGUACCCUGCUGA